UGCACUCGUCCGAAACGAUCAACAUUUCUUCGAACGCGCUACACACUUCGGCGACUUCGGGUGAAGUAUCUUUGGCGUACUGGUGUUGGCUUGAUACCGAUGGAAUGCGCGGCCUUGUGGACAUCCGGGAGGGGAUCAACAAUGACUCGAAUCUCAGAUCGGCGUCGGCCUAUCGCAGUGCAGCCCGGGUAUCGCCAUACCUUGACUUAGUCUAACGCGCUCCGCCCUCGUCUUAGUCUUACUUCGAGACGGUGCAACAGGAUACCCUAGCGCGUUAUUGACCCAACUGGCAAGGCCUGCCCAAUCUCACCGCCAUGUCUCCGGAUCCUACGGAGGACGCUGCACGUCUCCACAACUCCAAGUCUCAAUUUCGAAGUUAGGCUCUUCGAAGGUAGUCGCCUUCGUCAUCGGUAUAUAAGGGAGCAUUCCAUCGUCAUAUCGAAGCAGACCAAAGCAGCCUCCUCUGGUAUUCGCAUCUUCUCAUCCAGACCAAACCUCCUCAGCCAACCUCAGCCGUAUAUAAAGGCCCUCCAGUCCACCCUAGUAUCCUUACCUCUCACCUAUCCUACUUACUUGCGAUACCAAUGGCUCCUACCGCUGUCUUCUCUAACCCCGCGACCAACCCCGUCGCCAACCUCAAGGCGUCUGUCAAGACGGCAGAGGGCGUUCCUGCAACCUUGAACGACCUUCUGCUCCAGGCGACCGAGAUGUACCCCUCCCACGAGCUUAGCUUCAUCACCUCCUCUGCCCACGACUCCUCUGUCCAGGCCCGCACCUUCCAGGACUUCAACCAGCGCGUCCGCAACCUCGCGUCCGCCCUCGCCGCCUGGAAGAAGCCCGCUGGCGAGGUUGUCGUCGUCUACCUCACCGAGCACGAGGACAACAUGUCGGCCGUCUGGGCCUGUCUGCUCGCUGGGCUCGUCCCCUGCCUGCAGCCCGCCCUCAGCGCCCAGCAGGAGCACAAGGAGGGGCACAUUGCUCACAUCCGCAAGCUCUUUGGCUCGGCUACGUGGCUCACGAACGACGCGGGAGCUAUGCAGCUCGACACAAUCAAGGGGCUCGACGUCCACCUCUUCUCGGACCUGCUGGCCAGUGCCGAGAAGUCCUCGGUGGCGGCCAACUACGUUGCGCGCCAGUCCCAGCCGGACGACGAGGCCAUUCUGUUCUUGACGUCUGGCUCGACUGGCUUCUCGAAGGCCGUCGUCCACACACAUCGCACUAUCAUCAACGCCUGCAUCGCCAAGGGCGCAAACUAUAGACUCACCCCUCAGACAAACAUCCUCAACUGGGUUGGCUUCGACCACGUUGCCGGAUCUCUGGAGAUGCACAUCGCUCCUCUGCUCUACGGCUGCUCCCAACUUCACGUCCACGCCUCGGCGAUCCUCUCGGACCCCUUGCUUCUUCUCCGUCUCAUUGACGAAAGGUCUAUCGACAUCGCCUUUGCCCCCAACUUCCUGCUCGCCAAGAUGGUGCGUGACCUUGAGAAGCGCACGGACUUGCACGGCAAAUUCGACCUCAGCUCUUUGAGGCGUAUGAACAGCGGUGGCGAGGCCGUCGUCAGCAAGACUGCUGUGGCAUUUGUUCAGCUUUUGAAGAAGCUUGGACGUAACCCUUCGAAGGUUUCCUUCAAGGUUGCAGCUGGUUUCGGCAUGACCGAGACUUGCGCUGGAUGCAUCUACGACGUUGUGGACCUCGCGGAGAACUCGCCCAAGCAUGAGUUCCUUGCCCUCGGAGCGCCCGUCCACGGUUGUGAGAUGCGCAUUGUCGACCCCGAGGACGGUGUCACUCCUCGUUCCGAUGGCCAACCUGGUGAACUCCAGGUUCGCGGUCCCAUGAUCUUCGUCCGGUACUACAACAACCCCGAGGCCACCAAGUCCAGCUUCGUGGAGGGUGGCUGGUACCGCACCGGCGACAUCGGUAUCAUCGAGAACGGCAACAUGCGCCUCAGCGGUCGUAUCAAGGACACGGUCAUCGUCCACGGUGUCUCUUACGGCAUCCCCGAGCUCGAGACCUACCUCCAGACCGUCCAGGGUGUCACGCACUCAUUCCUCGCCGCAGCUCCCUACCGUGCUCCCGGCCAGGAGACUGAGGGCUUCGUCGUCUUCUACGCUCCCACCUUCGACCUGCGCGGCGACGAUGCCUCGAAGAAGCUCUCAGAGACGCACCGUGCUAUCAAGGACGUCUCCGUCAAGAUGAUGACCCUUCCUCCUCAGCACAUCGUCCCCAUCCCCAUGGACCAGAUGGAGAAGACCACGCUUGGAAAGCUCUCGCGUGCCCGCCUCCUCUCGCAAUUCGUGCAGGGCGCUCUCGCCAAGCACGUUGCUCGUGCUGAGGAGCUGAUCAGCUUGGCUCGUGGCGCUAGCUUCGUCGCUCCUUCGACUGACGAUGAGAAGGCGCUCGCUGCUAUCUACGCGGGAAUCUUCAACCUGCAGUCCAACGAGGUGUCGGCGCGCGAUAACUUCUUCGAGCUGGGUGGCACUUCUAUCGACGUCAUUCGUCUCAAGCGCGAGGGCGAGGCCCACUUCGGUCUUUCCGAGAUCCCCAUCAUCCAGAUCCUCAAGAACCCCAUAGUGUCGGACUUGGCCAAAUACGUCAACGGCCUCGUGAACAAUGACGCCAGUGCCAAUGAGUACGACCCGAUCGUCCCUCUCCAGCUCAGCGGUGACAAGACCCCCAUCUUCUUCGUUCACCCCGGUGUCGGUGAGGUCCUCAUCUUCGUCAACCUCGCCAAGUACUUCCAGAACGAGCGCCCCUUCUACGCCUUCCGUGCUCGUGGCUUCGAGCCCGGUCACCCCUUCUUCGGCUCGAUGGACGAGAUGGUCACCUCGUAUGCCAACGCUAUGAAGAAGACACAGCCCAAGGGCCCCUACGCCAUCGCCGGCUACUCGUACGGUGGUGUCGUCGCCUUUGAGGUUGCCAAGCGCCUCGAGUCCAUGGGCGAGGAGGUCAAGUUCGUCGGUCUUAUCAACAUCCCGCCGCACAUCGCGGACCGCAUGCACGAGAUCGACUGGACGGGCGGCAUGCUCAACUUGGCUUACUUCCUCAGCUUGAUCACGAAGCAGGACGCCAACGACCUGCACCCCAAGCUGAAGACGAUGACGAAGGAGGAGCAGCUUGAAGUUGUCUGGAAGCUCGCUCCCCCGGAGCGUCUUGUCGAGCUGCAGCUCACCCCCGGGAAGCUCGACCACUGGGUUUCCAUCGCCGGCUCGCUCAUCGAGUGCGGCAAGUCGUACAACCCCGGCGGCAACGUUUCCGCUGUCGAUGUCUUCUACGCCAUCCCUCUGAAAGGCAGCAAGGAGGACUGGCUCAACAAGCAGCUCAAGCCCUGGAGCCAGUUCAGCCGCGGCGAGCCGCAGUACAUCGACGUGCCAGGACAGCACUACACGCUCAUGGACUUCGACCACGUCCCGCAGUUCCAGAAGAUCUUCCGUGGUCGUCUGGAGGCACGCGGACUCUAAACUAGGGAGGUUUGUUUGUCUCUCCUCGGGUCCUUUCGAGGGUUUCGUGUUGGGGUCGGCGGCGGCGAUACACUAUAGAGCCUAAUUAGAUUUGAUAGAUGAAGGUCACUAUAAUUAUAAAACG
Molecule: messenger RNA, 3582 nt
Organism: Coniophora puteana RWD-64-598 SS2
Lineage: Eukaryota; Fungi; Basidiomycota; Agaricomycetes; Boletales; Coniophoraceae
Product: atromentin synthetase
Exons: 6
Coding region: 585-3458 (957 amino acids)
Biological process (GO): biosynthetic process; secondary metabolic process
Molecular function (GO): CoA-ligase activity
Source: RefSeq, a predicted model, not a curated record